Molecule: messenger RNA, 7498 nt
Organism: Bombyx mori (domestic silkworm)
Lineage: Eukaryota; Metazoa; Arthropoda; Insecta; Lepidoptera; Bombycidae
Product: WD repeat-containing protein CG11141
Exons: 9
Coding region: 206-2218 (670 amino acids)
Molecular function (GO): protein binding
Source: RefSeq, a predicted model, not a curated record
AUCAGAAUCAAAAUAUGUAGGUAGGUAGGUAUGUAUAUUAAAUAUUAAUAUACUAUGUAUGUACUUUAACAAAUAUACAGGCAUAGUUGACACUUUCGUUUUUCAUUCCUCCCAUGUAAUUAUGUUCGUGAUAAACUAGUCAAGAUGUUAUGAUAUAAUCUUGAAACAGUAAAAAAUCAAUAGUUCAUAACAAUUUCAAAAAACCAUGGAAGUUCCUGGCGGCGCUGAGGACGGUUUUGUCCGGGAAUGGGCACCGUGUUCGCAUAUUUUAAACUUAAUACCUCCUAGGAUACAAACUGGUAUAUUUUCUAGUGAGCUGUGCUUAACUUGUGUUGAUUCUGUUAGUGAAUAUAUUGCUUUGGGGACUAACGUCGGUCUGGUUUACUGGUACGACAGGAAGAAGGGAAAUAUUCAAAGACUACGCUGCGAGAUAUCAAACUCUCCAAUAACUUAUGUGAAAAUAGUGAACACCGUUGAUUAUAUGGUCGGUGCUGGUAAUGCACACGGUCAAGUUACCGUCUUCCAGAUACCCAAGGAGCACCCAGAAAACGUUCCCGACACAUUCAAACCUAAAGUUGAACCCAAAGUGGAAAGGUAUACUAUAGGCGAUCUACAUAAAAGCGAAAUAACUUCGAUAGAAUGGUCGAAGAACGGGAUGCGAUUGUUCUCGGGUGACAAAAACGGUGUUAUUAUAAUGACGGAAAUCGAUUUUUAUAUGCACCUCUGCAAGUCGAUGGAGAUAGUUAACGAAGGUCACGAGAUAGUCCAGAUGAGCUAUUACCAAAACACGUUGCUGGUGUCGAGCGUGUACCGCGGGAUAGUAUGCGAGAGGAGCGCCGACGGUAGGACGUGGCACGUCACGCAGCUCGGGAAGAAGGAGAGGAAAAGCCUGUGCGCGCUGGGGGCCGUGUUCCAGUACUCGUACCGCACGGGCGCCGCCGCCGCCUACUGCGCGAGGCCCGGCCUGCGCCUCUGGAGGGCGGACAGGAACGGCAACGUCCUCCACACGCUGCUGUUCAAGGAAGCCAUAUCGAACCCGCUAACGAUAGCCGAACUACUGAAUCCCUCGCAGAAGAAGCACUCGCACAGCGACCAGGACUACAACCUGGGACCGCUGUUCGUAUUCCGCGAGCACUUCCUCGUUUCGCACAACGAGCACAUCCUGUACAUCCUGGACCCGAGGUCGUUGACCGCUGUCGCUGUUGUCGACGAUCUGAGAAAGAUUCUGUCAGUUUCCGUGAAUAAAGACGAGAUCUUCGUUCUCGAGGGUCCAAGGUCGCUGGUCAGACUGGCCCACGCUCCGGAACCCGCCGCUCUGGCCACAGACGAAUCAACGAACGGCAUGACAAAGUCUCUGACAACUUCAAUACAGCAGGCCGUGAACACGGUCCGGGACCUGACGCACAUCGACCAAACGGUCCCCUACAUCACGAGCGUUCUCGAACAGCCAAUAUCGAUUUUCACGAAGAACGAAGUGCUGGACAACAGCCCGAUAGCGAGCGCCGAAGAGUGCUUCGAACUGCCUCCGAUCAGAAUCUUACCGAACGACAUAUCCGAGAACGUCUUAGAAUCGAUUGUCGGCGAGUAUCGAGACGUGAACGAUGCAUACGAAUCGAGGGGCACGAAAACGGAUGAGCUGCAGAAGAAAUUGGAUUUGUUUAGUAGCAUAAUCGUUAAGAAGUGCGACGAGCAGCUGAUACAUAGCAGGAGGAGCAGGCGGAGGGAGGCGGGGUCGGGGGGCAGCACGCCGAGGUUGUCGACCCCGCCGAGGAAGCCGCCCGAUGACGUCAGCUACACCAAUCCGUGCAUCAUGAACGUUAGCAUUUACGGGCAUUACCAAGAAGAGAACGACGAAGCGCUCGCGAAACAGAUCGAGGAGAAAGAGAAGAUAUUAGCGAAAAUGCUUAACUUGGAAUCGUUGAGCAUAAAGGCGAAACCUCUGCCGCAGCGCGCCGACUCUCCGCCGCCGCCGCCCUUCACACGUGUGGAAAUAAAACCGGACACGGACCGAGAGCGACCGGCGAACAGGAAACCGGAACCGCAGAAAUCGGUAAUAAUCUCGAAUAAUACGGAUUUGGUGCCUAAAAUCGUCGAAUUGCCAAACACGUGGAAUUUAGAGAAUAUCGAGUUGAAAUUAGAUUUGAACAGCAGUAACAGCUUCGGCGAUGGACUACGCUCGCCCGACGACCACCUCGACAGCGAGUGGGAGAUCAUAUGAUGACACUUACGAAGCCUUUGAAUGCCACUUUUUUUUCCUACUAAGCUGAUAGCCCUGAGAGGCUAUUUCAGCAUAACCUUAACUAGUAGGUGAGCUCGCGGGGCUCAAACCGGAGUGAUGAUAACACUGGCCCUAGCAAGAGCAGUGCUUCGCAGAAUCUACCACCGGAUCGGAAACGCGACCCACUGAGAAGAUUCGGCGAGAAACUCAGUAGGAAUACCACUACAGCAGUCCGCACACACUGUCCUUGCUGGUAUUCAUUUACACUGUACACAUUUUACAGGGUCUCGUCGUAAUUAGUGGAUAAUUCACUAACCGGGGAUAACCCGGGAUAACCGGGGAUAAGAAAAUCUAAUUUGUAUGUCAGGGUUGCCAACAAUGCGAAAGUUGUCAAUAUUUUUUGUUUUUUUCUAAAAUCUUCUACCGUGACUAGUAAUUAGCCCAUAAUUUUUACAAGUUAAUAUAUUUCAGUGCGCUCCUACAAAGUAGUAUUGCUUGUGUACUGAUUCUUAUACCUUUUUAGAAUAUACACAAACUAAGCAUAUUUUUAAAACAAUAGGCACUCACAGGGCUGUACAUCAUUUUUUCACGAUCAAUGGUUAUAACUUGGCUAAAAGGAAAAAAUAAAAAUAACUUAUAACUCUAAUAUUCAUAAAUUUAGAAUGUAUGAUGCCUAAAAUAGUAAUUUGAUUAAAUAGUACAAUUAUUUCGGAGUAAAAUAAAAAUUAGUAAAAAAAAAUAAAAAAAUAUCUUAAUUAGUAAAAAUUAUGGCCAAAUUACUAGACGCGAUAGAAGAUUUUAGAAAAAAAACACAAAAAAAUAUUGAUAAAUUUCGCAGUGCUGGCAACCCUGACAUACAAAUUAGAUAUUCUUAGGCUGGUUUUAGUGUCACGCGGACCGUCAAUACGGAUCGCUCCGCGCGUACGUGAUCCGCGCUUACCGUCCGCAUAUGGCGUUUUAGUAUCAUCCUGACAGCCUGAGCAGCGCCGCGGUGUACAGACGCGCGCAAUGCAUCCAACGUGGCGAGUGAUAUUACUUAUUGUCCUAUAUUUAACAAGAAAAAAAAAUUAAGUGAAAAAGGAAACUACAUGUUCACCCUUUAAUAGAGCAGAGAGCCGUCGCGGGAGAAUUCGUCACAUUAUACGGCAAUUCGAGGACUGACGAAACAAAAUUCUUUAACUGCUUUCGUAUGUCGACCAGAAGUUUUGAUGAACUACUGUCAUAGACAAUAAAUAAGCUGGUCUGUCUGGUUUUUGUACUGUGGAUCAGAGGCAUCCCACAAACAUUUCCUCAAACGAAUUACAUCGAUCAACGACAUAUUGUCAUGAUUGUACUGCACUGAUGCGUGCGCUCCGGACGAUACUAAAACGCUCACUAUAGGCAGAGGCGCGCGAGCAGCGGUCCGCGCGGUUAGCUCCGCAGCACGGACGCGCCAUGCGGUCGGCUGCGGACGGGUCCGUGCGGACGUUCGUCCGUACGGACAGCUCCGCAUUACUCUAAAACGCUCCCUAGGAUUAAUACAGAUCGGUCUGUGCGGAGCGAUCCGUACUGACGGUCCGCGUGACACUAAAACCAGCCUUAGAGUUAGACAUCGGAUUAUCUACUAAUUACGACAGACCCUGUAUACUUAGCAUCAUUUUAUUAAAUGAAAUCAGUUAAGACAUAAACUUAAAUUUCCAUAACAUAGUGUCGUGCGAGAGGAUGCAAAUAUCGCGCUGAUUCGCUUUUAUUGUAUUUUGUUGCUAGUAAAACUGCCAAUAGAAAUGUUCAAUUCAUCUACAUUAAUAAUUGGAGUUAAUGACUAUGUCAAUUGAAACUUAUAUCAUACUCUCGUCUCAAAUAGUAUUAUUGGAUCCAUAAUAUAGAUCUUUAACUUCAAAUAUUAUUUUUAAAUAUUAAAUUCAAUUUCUAUUCCAAGGUUAGAUUUUUUUAUUAUUCUUAUAAAAUUAAUAAAACAAAAAAAAAGUGCAAUAAAUAUAUUACUAGAAGGCAUAUAAUUGACAAGUGUUUUUUUCGUUAUAUUCUUUGAAUGAAAUUGAAUUUGAAUUUUGUAAAAUUUGGUUCAAGCUAACUGACGAAGUAAUGUUCUAAAACAAAACAAACAGACAUCGUCAGGCUGGAUACUAAUCGACACGAAACUGAUUUUCGAGGAGGAAUAAAUUAAACAAACAGGCAGGGUUUUUUUUGCGAAUUAUUUGUUUUUUAAUUGAUAUAUAUGUAGGAUCAGGGGUGGACAUUAUCUUGUUGAACACCAAAUAAAACGAAGGCACUUUUUGAUUCCUGAUUUAAUCAACAAUAUGAGUCGACUAUUAUCAAAGCCGGGAAUGUGACUUUUGGACAAUUAUUGGUAAAUCAGAAAAACGAAUUAUUGACUUUGUAUUCCAUUGGCAGUCAUAAAACUCUUCUGAACGACAUCUUAGAUAAAUAACAGGUUAAGUAUUAACCUUUAUUUAAUGCAGGUUUUGAAUCGUAUUCUUUGAAGGAGACGAUUAUAUUCAAAUCAAUCUGUAUCGCCAUAUCAAUAACAUUUUUUUGUCCAAAUACACAGAUUGCCACCUUUGAUAAUAGACGACUCAUAUGAUAAUUCACUUUGAUACUUAUCGAACCUUAACCAAUACGUACAACAAUCACUUAAUCACACAACGUAACAAGAAUAUAGUAAGUGCACCGGGCAAACCCAGUCAAACGAAUGUCCAUUGCGUUUUUUUUUCCUACCUGAGCUGAUAGCCUUAAGAGUCUAUUUCAGCGUAACCUUAACUAGUAGGUUAGUUAGGUAGUUAGGUUAGGAGUGUUGCUAACACUGACCCUACCAAGAGCAGUGCUUCGCAGAAUCUACCACCGUAUCGAAAACGCGACCCACUGAGAAGAUCCGGCGAGAAACUCUGUGUGUGUCUAUGGGUUAAUUCGGACGGUUGCCGGUGCUUGUGGUACCUAAAAGCACCGUCAAUGGAUCGGGUCCAUUGCGAGGCACAUACCGCCUUUUUAUAACGGCCGGGGCACCUGGCUUAUCUAUGAGUCACUCGUAUUGCACGUGCUGUAUAAUAGAAAUAUCGUUAACGCCGUUAUAUAUGUAAUUAAUCAUAAUACCAUGCAAAAUCAUUUAAAUUUCAAUUGUAAACGUUUAUAAGCCACGGAAAAUUCAUAUUUUUUUAUUAAUAUCCAGUAAAACUGAGACAAUACGUACAAAAUUGUUCGCGUGGCGGGACAAAGUACGUUCUCACGUUCAGUACGUAUGUACCUACUGGGUUUAUCAUAAUCGCCUAAUGUCAAUUCGAACGAGUGUUUAAAUACAGACUGUAAAGAAGUCGCCUCCGCGGUCGAAACAAGAGUAAAGUUUCACUCACACUGUGACGGAAAAUAAUAUUUUAAUAAACUAGACGCAAUAAGUGUGGCUUCCUAAGUUCUAGUUUCGUGUAGCCCGCAUUGGAACUCAAAGUUAGCUGGCGCACUUACCCACUUCUCUCCACCUCCCCCGCGACCGCAAAUGCAGAUUUUAAUUGCCGAUAUUCAUUAGUGUUACACUGUUUUUGGGUACAACUUAACUAUUCUAAGUUGACGAAGUGCUCGUGAAAUGUUCACGCGUAAGUAAAAUUCAAAUAAUGCAUUUUUGAGCAAUGUGCACGCGGUACAGUAGAAAGUUAUCACCGUCAUAUCCCGGUCAAAAUUGUAUACAUACGAAUAAGAACCUAGUAUUAUUGUAUAAGUAUUGAUGCAUUUAUUAUAUAGAUUAAAUUUUUUAACACGAGCUUACAACUUGAGUGCUUGUAUUCGCUUUCAUCGGAUUUUUUAAACUUGAUCAGUCCACGCGGUUGAAAUAGUAAGCACGCAAUCGUCUAAGGCAGGGCUGUCCAGAAAACAGCUUCUUUUCAAGCUGCGACGACUGUUUUAAUCAGAAGAUAGUUUGGAUAAUAUAAUUCUUUGUCAAAACAUAUAAUCAAUAUUUGGCAUAAUUUAUAUUUAUUCUUGUAACAUUCCUGUCCCAUGACAUCAUUUAAAAGUGAAGCUAUCUCUUACUAUUAUUAGCGAAGUCAGGAAAGUAUUUAGUUGUUGAAAAAAAUUUAUCUGAGGCCCUCCAGCUUUUGUAUAUAGUUUGGACAGCCCUAUGUGCUUAGUGCGAGCUUUGACGUCCGCGAUAGCGUAAAAGUUAACUCAAAUUUGUAUGGAGUUGGAACAUUUGACUAAGUUUGCCGCUAGGGGCGCUGUUGCAACUCCAUACAAAUUUGCGUUAACUUUUACGCUAUCGAGAACGUUAAAAAACUCGCACUAAGCACACUGAUAUUUGAAACGACCACUUUUAUGAACCGCUAGUUAUAAGCUAUUAUUGUGAUCAAAUUAUCAUGAACAACAUUAUUAAAGUUCGAACAUACUGUAAUUACAUUGGUUUUUUAAAAUUUUUAUUAUUGUAUUAUUUUAUAUUAGUUUAUCUGUUUAUUUAUUUAAUAGUAAUGUGAUUAUUUUGAGUUAUAUGAGACAGCGGCCAACUGAAUCGAUGUAUCUAGGUUUUAUUGCUUAAAACAUAAGACGUAGAAAAAUAUUUUUACAUUUUUUUUAAACACAAAAUAAUUUUUUAAAGUUGUUUUUAUUUGCUAUUAUAAUUUUUUUGAGAAGCCUAUUUCUAAAUUUUUCAUUUUGUCAUGACAAUUUUGAAUUGAAAUGUGAAGUCAACUUUUGUUCGCUGUAGUCCUUAUCGUAUCUUGAAUAAUUGUAUAGUAACUUCUAUUGUCAGUAAGUACACGAGAGCAUUAGUUUUUGAUAUUGAUUUAAACAAAAUCAUCAUGAUGUCUUGAGGCACGAUCUCCUAUUCCGAUGUCCAUAUUUAUAUAUAUAGGAAACCUUCAACUUAAUUUUCAAGACGGCCGAUGAACUUGAAAAUUUUGUAGCCAUAUCAAGGAUCGGGUGAUGAUAAUAUAAGAAUUUUAUAAAUUUGGCCCAAUAUCAAUGACCAGUCACUAAGAUAAAGAUAAUAUUAUUUUUAGUUUUAAUGCGGCUUUUUUAGUAUUCAAUUUAUCUCAGACUGAAUCUUUAUGCAACAUGUCUCAUAUAACACAGUAAGGAAGUGGAAAUCUUAUCAAAAAAAAUAUUACCAAAUAGUAUUCAUCUUUUAUUAUGAUAUAUUUUAUUUAAUUAAGAUACAAAUGUUUUGAAUAUUAUUAUGAUUAAAGUGAUGAAAAUAAUAAUGUACAAUAAAAAGCACUGAUAGAAUUAUUUGUGAUAAUUUGUUUAGAGUUUCGAAGCGAAGCGAAUAAAUAAAAGCAUUAAAUAUAAAGCAUUUGACGCUAA